This is a messenger RNA of Phoenix dactylifera (date palm), 1950 nucleotides long. RefSeq names its product exonuclease V, chloroplastic. Gene Ontology annotation, cellular component: nucleus. Gene Ontology annotation, molecular function: single-stranded DNA 5'-3' DNA exonuclease activity. Lineage: Eukaryota; Viridiplantae; Streptophyta; Magnoliopsida; Arecales; Arecaceae. Gene Ontology annotation, biological process: interstrand cross-link repair. The record is from RefSeq and is a predicted model, not a curated record.
UCAAAGUUGAUACUAGCGCGCAACCUGUGGACGAGGAUCCCCUUUUAGCGGCGGGGGACAUGAACGCUCGAAUUCCACACAUCCUGCCGAAAAAAAAAACAAAAAACCAAGAAGAGGGCGUACUUCCGACGACGACGACAACGGCGGCGACCCAGGUUUUGCCUCGAUCCGAAAGACCCGAACCGCCAUGAACGACCCCUCCUCCUUUUAUAAUAACGCCAACACCACCAGCGAAGAACAGGUUAAGACAAUCCCAGUCCCGGUGGAGAUCGUGAGCGAACAGGAGAUGGCCUUUAUCGAAGCCGCCCUCGCCUCCACCCGUCCCCUUCUCUCCUCUACUUCCUCCUCUUCCUCUUUGUCUUCCUCUCCCGCUCGUCUUGCCCUCGUCUCCGCGCUGCCUUCCAUCCUCUCCCCUCUCCGGAGACCCACGGGCUCCUUCCACUCCACCGCCUGCUUCCGCCCCCUGCCGGCGCCCCCCGACAUCGAGGAUUCCGCGGGAUCGUCCCGUCCCAAGUCGCUCCUCCACCAGUUUCGCUCCAGGAGGGGCCUCACCGUCACCGACAUCACCGCCACGGAAUGGUGUGAAAAGCAAAUGGAAUUUGUCCUACUGCACGGGAAGCCGAGAAGAACUGAAGCUAUGAAAGCAGGCUCUGACCGCCAUACCCAACUUGAAAAAGAGGUUGGAGAAAAGGUAGAAGUUCAGAUCAAGUCUGUUGAAGACUCAUGGGCGGUGAAGUUCAUGAAUUUUAUUGUUGGAGCAAACCAGUUAAUGUUUGAAGGUUUAACUCGUGAGCUUCCAGUUAUAGGAGUUGUCGAGGGUGUAUGGAUGAUUGGAGUGGUUGAUGAAAUCCGAAUGCCCGUAAAUGAAGCUACUCUAAACCCCAUUUUGGUAGACACAAAAACACGCUAUAAAGCUACACUUCCUUCAGAAGCACAAAAGAGGAAUGCAAGGCUUCAGUUGAUGUGCUAUAAGUAUCUAUGGGACAAUUUGGUUGCCGAUACAUUUCCUACUGAUCAUUUCUUCAACCAUUUUAACUUGAAUCCCCUAUACACAUUAUCUGGGGAAGUUAAAGAGUACAUUGCUUCAUUAGGCUUUCAUGCAAAGACACUUGAAGAUGUGUUUACAUAUUUUCGAGACGCCUGUUGUUUGCUCUCUCCAUCUCAGGGGCAGCUCCUCUUGAGAUAUGAAUUGCAGUCAGAUCAUUCGUUGCUUGAGGAAUAUCAUUUUUCUUAUGAUGCUCUGUGGUUUAAGAUUCAGGUCCAAGAGUGCCUCAAGUUCUGGUUGGGAGAGCGAGAUGCUAAUUAUGUCUCGCAGGAUGAGAGGUGGAAAUGUCAGUUCUGUGCAUUCACUGCCAAGUGUCCUCUGACAGCUACAUCUAAUAAAAGAGCAGAAUAAAAAGGAAAGCUGGCUCCCCGGCUUCGGAACUCUCUUUACUCUCUUUGUACGGAAUUUAAAUAUGUAACCGUGUAUACCUCUGUUCUGGCUCUCUGCUAUUAAAAGGAAGCAAGCUUGAAGCAUGGCUGCUGUUAAAUCUGUAGAACCGCUAUCAACUAGCAGCUGUUCUGAAGUAGAGAAAGUUCAAGCCCUUCUGGUUGCAGGUUGGUGCAAAGUGACAUUACCGGCAAGAGACUAAAUAACAAAGAUUGGUCCUCACAGGGCUAUAAGAAAAUUGGGCUGCAAUCAUUUCCAAUCCAAGGAUUAAUUAUUGUAUCAGGGUACCAUGGCUUUCUUGCAUUCUCUGAUUGAAAGGUGGAUCUGCGGGUUGCUUAAGUAAUGGGCUUUGUCAAAUUUGAUGAGUCAAAAGUGCAAUCAAUGUUGAGACCACCCUAACAGAUGUUGGAUUUUUUUGUUAUUAUUUUUAUUCAAUGUCAUUCUUUACAAGAAAAGAAAACGUACGGUAAAAUUCUUGACUAUCUUUUCUGGGAAAUAAAAUUCUUGACUAUCUUAUA